This is a messenger RNA of Apis florea (little honeybee), 1908 nucleotides long. RefSeq lists its product as uncharacterized. Gene Ontology annotation, biological process: anatomical structure development; regulation of transcription by RNA polymerase II. Lineage: Eukaryota; Metazoa; Arthropoda; Insecta; Hymenoptera; Apidae. The record is from RefSeq and is a predicted model, not a curated record. Gene Ontology annotation, molecular function: RNA polymerase II cis-regulatory region sequence-specific DNA binding; DNA-binding transcription factor activity, RNA polymerase II-specific.
AGUAAAGUAAAGAAAAGUUGUAUUGAACGGAGUAAAGUUUGCAGAAGAACCGGAGGAACUGCGUUGCAUGUAGCCGACGGAUGCAAGGCUGCUCUUCCUGAUGGAUCCCAUCGUGUUAGAGAGUAACGCGAGCGAACUCGGUGCAGAUCAGCAACAGCAACAGCAGCAGCAACCCCAUCAGCAACAACAGCAACAACAAUACGGCGAGGUGAACCAACUAGGGGGUGUGUUCGUGAAUGGCCGACCGUUGCCGAACGCGGUCAGAUUGCGAAUAGUGGAGCUUGCACAGCUGGGCAUCAGGCCGUGCGACAUCUCGCGGCAGCUGCGGGUCAGCCAUGGCUGCGUCAGCAAAAUUUUGGCCCGUUACCACGAGACAGGCAGCAUACUGCCCGGCGCUAUCGGGGGAAGCAAACCCCGGGUAACUACCCCCAAAGUUGUCCAGUAUAUUAAGCAAUUGAAGCUGAAGGAUCCGGGUAUCUUCGCCUGGGAGAUCAGGGAUCGGUUACUGUCCGAUGGGGUGUGCGACAAGUACAACGUUCCAUCGGUGAGCAGCAUCUCGAGGAUAUUGAGGAACAAAGUUGGCGCGGCGACCGCGAUCCAUCACCAUCCCCAUCACCCGGCGCAUCAUCACCAUCAUCAUCAUUUAUACGCAGCUGCGGCCGCUGCCGGGGCCGCCCUUUGUCCCGUCCCCUAUCCACCGACGCCUUAUCACGCGACGCCGCCACCCGCUGUAACGCAUCAUCAUCAUCAUCAUCAUCAUCAAGUUGGGCCGACGACGCCUGGCAAGCUGUCACCAUCGUCUCCGACCACGAUUCACGCCAGUAUAGGCCAUCAGACGGCCACUUCCGCCGGUUUACAGUGGCCCAGUCCUCACACGGUUCACGACAUUUUGGCCACCGGUUGCAACUUGACCAAUUCCCAAUCGUCCCCCUCGCCGACUUCUCCGCUGUGCGCGACCAUUAACAAUAAUCACCACCACGGUCACCAUCAUCAUCAUCAUCAUCAGAGCAACGACAACGCUGCCAGCAACAAUAACAACGAGGAGACCAGCGGCUACCAUCAUCCGCAUCACCAUCAUCACCAUCAUCAGCAGUAUUACGCGUCGGCUCUGUACCAUCAUCAUCAUCAUCAUCAUUCGGACAGCGUGACUCCGGUGGCGACCACGUCACCGGUGCUCACCGUACAGUCGAUCAUGAUGCAAUCAUCAACGACCAACAGUCAACCGGCUAGUCCUUGUAAUUGAAAUUAUUCGAACGAAUUUAUAAUGAAAUUAUGUAUAGUUAGAAUGAUGAAACGCGAGUGGUGGAAGGACUAAGAUAUCGUUGGAUUGUGGAAUAAACCUAGUGAUUGCACCUAGAAUUGAAUACGAGUAUACCGAUUAAAUUUGUAAUCAAUAUGUAAUUAAGAAAAAGAAAGAUCGAAAUUAUCGAGUGAUUGUGAGAGUAAAGACAAGUUAGAGAAAAAUAUAGAAAUAAAUAUGGGAUGUGUAACUGGCCUGGGCGAAAACGAUACAUCAUCUCACCAGUAUUAUAUAUUUUUAUCGUCAUUUUGCCAAGAGUGCCUUUUCUUGAGUGCCAUAAAGAAAAGUAAUUUGUACUGUUUUGUUAUGUAUUCGUAACGGACUGUGAGAGAAGAUAAUCGAGAUUGUUGAAACUUUUUCAAAGGAUAUUCACGUUACUCGUCGAACACCUUUUUCUAGUUCAUUUCAAGGAGUAAUCCUUUAGCUCGUUUUUCCUUUUUGUAUGUUUGUUCGAUCUUUGCGUAUAUUUAAUGAUAUAAUAAUCGUUAAAGAAAGAAUCAUUGAUUCCCAGCCAAGCGAGAUCGAAAAAACGUUAAAAAGUUCUUUGACGAUUCGGCGGGACGUUAUCGAUGUUAUUUAAUUGAUAAAUUUGUACAAUCGUAUCGCGA